UCCUUUCAUUGAUGAUCCGUGAGGAUUAAAUACAACAGAACCGUCACCAACGCCACAAAGGGACGCAACCCAUCGUGGAGACGUGCGAGCGUUUCGAACGGUUGCGAGGGGCAAACCGUACGCUAAUUACAAGGGAGGAUUAUUCCUAAAUAAUAGGAUUAAUUAAAUCCUAACAAUGAGUUCGGUAAUACUCACAAUCCGUAGGUCAAUAAUGGCUGGUUAUAGGAAUAAUCGGAGCAGUAGCCUUGUUGGAAGAGACAACUACAUGGGCGGCAGGCUAAGACAUCCUCUAUCUGUUAUCCCAAAGCUCACGGCAUCUAUUCUAAUGCCCCUUUCGCUAUCAUCUUUUCCUUGUUCUUGUUCUUAUUUUCUUCUUGUUAGAUAUGCCUUUCUAUCCUCCCGUAGAACUCCUCGCUUUCCACGAGUCACCGCGCGAGUUCUUCUUAACUACUGUCCACUAACUCGUCGACCGAACAUUUCUGCUUAACUCACCAGAAAUGGCCAUGCCGAUGCCGCCACCGCCGGCCGGGGCCGGGGGUAUGCCACCGAUGGGUCCGAUGGGGCCGAUGGGACCGAUGGGUCCGCCGCCGGCAGCCGACAUGCCUGGGAUGGGGACGAUGCCAGUGAUGCACGCGUCCUUCUUCUGGGGGCACCAAGCGCAGGUACUCUUCCGCGACUGGCCCGGAGACCGUGCCAGCGCCGGUAUGUAUGUCCUCUGCCUCAUCAUCGUGUUCACGUUCGCCGCGCUCGUUGAGGCCCUCUCCGCGGCGUCGAGGGGGGUCUCCAGCCGCCGGCCGGCAGCGGUGCUGGCGCUCACGGGGCUCCACGCGGUGAAGAUGGGGCUAGCGUACCUGGUGAUGCUGGCUGUGAUGUCGUUCAACGUCGGCGUCCUCCUCGCCGCCGUCGCCGGACACGCGAUCGGGUUCCUCCUCGCGCGGAGCGCCGUGUUCCGCCAAGCGACUCGGGGUGAUGCGCCACAGAACGGCGAUCUCACUCCCUUGGAGGCUGAGCUCAAACCAUGAGUGCUGGAAAUUGUUUUGUUAAGACCGAGAUGGAUACUGAAUAUGAAAAGCAUCUGUAUACUUUUUUUUAAGGGAAGCAUCUGUAUACUUCAUCCAAGAAAAUUACAGGAUUAUUCUAUUA
Molecule: messenger RNA, 1143 nt
Organism: Hordeum vulgare subsp. vulgare (domesticated barley)
Lineage: Eukaryota; Viridiplantae; Streptophyta; Magnoliopsida; Poales; Poaceae
Product: copper transporter 4-like
Exons: 1
Coding region: 498-1022 (174 amino acids)
Biological process (GO): copper ion transmembrane transport; intracellular copper ion homeostasis
Cellular component (GO): plasma membrane
Molecular function (GO): copper ion transmembrane transporter activity
Source: RefSeq, a predicted model, not a curated record